AUUAAGCGAUGAAAAGAAUGCUUAGGCUAGUAAAGAUAAUAAGCUGGAAAGGCUUCCAGUAGUUAUGCAUUUAUUAUAUACAGUCGAUUCCAGAAAUAUUGGCAUCCUUCAAGAGAAUGUACAAAAAUGAUGGUAUAACAUAAACAUUACACAUGACAAGUUUCCCCAGUUCCUCUACUACAAAUAAAAAGAAGAAAUACGCAGCAAAAUCUUGAACACCCCUAAAGUGCAUUUAAUUCAAAUUAUUUGUUGUCCUACGGUUGGAAUCGUGUGUUGUGAUGAGACCAGACGAGACUGAAAUCAAACUGUUUGACCAUGUAAGGAGUUACGAAUGUCCUCUUUUACAGUAUAUACUGUAAACUAUGGUGGUGGAUCAUGGAGCUGUUUUGGGAAGAUUAGUGACAUGAAUUCUGUACCAGGAUCAGCCCAAAGCAAAGCCUGGUUGCCUUUGCCGGGGGGUUAAAACUUAACAAUCAUCACAAAAAAAAAAAAAAAAAAUCCGUUAUAGCAGCACAAAAUCUUUUGCAACGACCAUCUCAGUGUCAGGAUUUGAACCCUACUGUGGUGUGAAUCGAAGAGAGACGUCCAUGUGCAGAAACUUCAGGAUAUAAAGGAAGGGUCGGCUUUAAGGUUUCGUGUGUGUGUGUGUUGGGGGUUUGGGCUUUUCAGUUGUGUUGAAACAAAACUAUGCAGCAUCUAUAUAGGUUUAAACUCAAAAUAGCCCAUAUGCAUAUUUAUUUAUUUUUACUGAGGGUGCCAAUAAUUUUGGAGCUGACUCUAUGAAAAGGAUUUUUUUUUUUUUUUUUUUUUUUUGAAAUCUGUCGUUGAAUUUGAAUACAUUACUAUGACGAACAUGAUGUAUUACUGCACUACACUGUGGUGGUCCUGCUAUCCUAUAUGCAUAGAAUUUAACCCACGCUGACCGUAUUCAAUGAUUUAUUUAUUGAUGAAUUGAUUUAUUCUGCAUCUCAGAUUUUUGGCUGCUAGCCCGCAUAAACAGAGUUGACCAUGACUAGCCCGUCCAUGACUAGCAUUGUCCUCGUUAACCUAGAGUUUCUAUUUCUAAGUGAAUAAAACGAAAUAUUUCUUUCUAAAGAUUGCAGCUUCUGCGACUUCUUCCUUCACAUGUCUUCGCUGUUGUUUAUGCUUUUUUUCUGGAUGAUGUUUGCCCUUCCCUCACUCAGGACGGAUCUUUUUUAUGUAUAGGCUGUGUGCAAUGCGGACAGGUGAGGUGCACCUGCCUGACAGGAAGGUCCUGUUUUGUUGUUUCUCCUGAAUGCCAAUCUUGCUAACGAGAGAGAAUAAAAAAGUUCCUGUGUGAUGCUUUGUGACGCAAAGUGACAGGUUAUAUUGAUGGUUGCCUCAGAUAGAGAUCAUAUAUCAUGAGUGCUGAAUGAGCCGGGACUCGGUGCACAGGCAAAUACGCGCACACUCGAUCUCCUACAGAUUAAUCUCUUUCUGACAGCGGCAGGGUGUUCGCUUCUUCUUCACGAUGUGUCUUAAAGCCUGGAGAUCAUUUGUUUUCUGAGCAGAAGUCGUCUUCGGAGGCUCGAUGGAAGCUCGACAUGAUGGCGUGCGCGGCAGCCGCUCUUUUGGCCCUGCUCCUGAGUUAUCUGGCAUCGUCUGAAGGUGCUCUGUCUCCUCCGCUCAACCUGAGUGUGGAGUUGCUGGACUUCAAGGCAUUGGCUCGAUGGCUUCCCGGACCAGGGAACCCAAAAGGAACCAGAUACUCCCUCAAGUUUAUAGACAUUAGCCAUUUCUCCACGUCAGCAUGGAAUCAAACCAGAGAUUGCACGAAUAUCACCUUGACACAAUGCUACCUGAUCCUCAACCAGACAAUUCAGACGGAGUAUUUUGUGAAAGUCAAGGCAGAAUGGAAGGAAGAGCGGUCGAAUUGGACGUUCCUGCCGCGUAGCUUCCAGCCAUAUGAAUACACUUUUCUGAGUGCUCCAAACAUGAUCGUGUCUACUGCACAAAAUUCCAUAUGGAUUAACCUCAGCCAUCCAGUCCAGUCACUCAUGGAAGUGCGGAUGAAAUUCUCUGUUGACCUUUUUCAAAUGACCUCUAAAAACACAACAGAGCAUAUUGCACAGAAUAUAACUGCAAGGUCUUCCCGCUUUGUGAAUCUGCCAUCUGGGAAGUACUGCAUCAAUGCUUCUGCUUUCCUUACAGCGAGGUGCAAACGCAACAACAAUGCCACCAGUUGUGUUAUUCUGCAUCAAGACCACAGAGAAAGAAAAGAUUGGGUGGUAAUGGUGGGUGUCUUUCUACUGCUGUCCAUUCCUGCUGUGAUUGGUUUGAUUGGGAUGUACUGCUACGUGAUGGCAUUUAGGAACAACGACAUUCCCAUACCACUGCAUUUUACAGAAGGAACUGUCCAAAUACUGAACACUGAGGAACUCCAUAUUUUUCCAAUUUCAUUGAUGUUCACAGAUGUAUGCCAGGCGGCUGCACAUCAGGAAAUGGAUGGGAACUCAUCUCAGGGCUACUAUGGGAACUCGCCUCAGCACUACUCUGGGAUCUCAUCACAGGGCAACUAUGGGAUCCCAUCACAGGGCUACUCUGGGAUCUCAGCACAGGGCAACGAUGGUGUAAUCAGAAGAAAAGAUCAGAACGUGCCUCCAGUCCAUGAUUUUUAUAGCACAGCUGAGAAGAUGGAAGAAACCGAUGAAUAUCCGACACACACGGAACAUCAUGCUUAUGGCUUGCCACCAAGAACCUCAUUCUCAGGUGCGAGUCUACCAACUGACCAAAAUGCGGAUAUCGAGAAUAUUUUAAACUUGGAACUAGACAAGUCUGAAGAAGAAAACAUACUGACCUCUUUGUAUUCUUUUGAGCAAACAGACUCAUACGAAGGAGAGACGGACAGCAUAGCUUCUGAUUACCUUUUCAAUAGCAACUAUGAGCCCAGGCCUGACCCGGCCUUGGUGUUUAGCAACCAAUUUAGAUCACAACAUUAAACAGUGAAGUGAACAAUGUUCAUGGUGCUUCUGUUGUGCUCAUCUGCACAACCCAGCUCAAGUAUGUAGAUUUGGGUGGAACACUGGGGUGGUUUAAUAGAACAUUUGGAGAGCAAACAACAAUUCUGAGAGCAAAACAAUUUGGAUUUAAUUAACUGUCACAUUUUCUAUAGAUGAUUGAUGACUAA
Molecule: messenger RNA, 3148 nt
Organism: Ictalurus furcatus (blue catfish)
Lineage: Eukaryota; Metazoa; Chordata; Actinopteri; Siluriformes; Ictaluridae
Gene: crfb12
Product: cytokine receptor family member B12
Exons: 8
Coding region: 1566-2960 (464 amino acids)
Molecular function (GO): protein binding
Source: RefSeq, a predicted model, not a curated record